UACGUCACGUCACUAGUUAUCUUCGAAAGGUCGGCAGGGUCAGUGGAAGUGAUCGGCGAAUAUUUUAAUUUUUCAAUAAAAUUCUGACACUUCCCUUUUAAUACUCACGCGAAGAUGUUCUCCCGCGCCCUGAAGCCUGUUGGCACACUCGCCGUUCAAAAUGGAGCCAAGAGCUUCUCCACAUCCCCUCAGAGGAAUUUCAAAGUUGUGGUGGCGGGUGCGGCUGGUGGUAUUGGCCAGCCCCUGGCCCUGCUGAUCAAACAGAACCCACUGGUGACCCAGCUGGCGCUAUACGACCUGGCGCCGGUCACGCCCGGCGUGGCCGUGGACCUGUCCCAUAUGAACACCGUUGCCAAGGUCACUGGCCACAAGGGCCCUGAGGAACUGCCUGCCGCUAUUAAAGGCGCGGACCUGGUCGUGAUCCCCGCCGGCGUGCCCCGCAAGCCUGGCAUGACCCGCGACGACCUCUUCAACACCAACGCCUCCAUCGUGCGCGACCUGGCGCAGGUGGUCGCUGAACAGUCCCCCAAGGCGAUCAUGGCUAUCAUCACCAACCCCGUCAACUCCAUGGUGCCUAUUGCCUCUGAAGUACUGAAGAAGGCCGGCUGCUACGACCCCAACCGCGUCCUCGGCGUGACGACCCUCGACGUGGUGCGCGCGGCCGCCUUCAUCGGCGAGAUCAACGGCGUCGACCCCCAGUCCGUCCAGAUCCCAGUCAUCGGAGGACACUCCGGAGUCACCAUCAUCCCGGUCCUCAGCCAGAGCAAGCCGGCUGUCAAGCUGACCGACCAGGGCAAGAUUGAGGCCUUGACCAAGAGGAUACAGGAGGCUGGUACUGAGGUGGUGAAGGCGAAGGCCGGCGGCGGCUCCGCGACGCUCUCCAUGGCGUACGCCGGCGCGCGCCUCGCCAACGCCGUCCUGCGCGGUCUUAACGGCGAAUCCAACGUCGUGGAAUGCGCGUACAUCAAAUCCGACCUGACCGAGGCUUCAUACUUCGCCAACCCGCUGGUGUUCGGCAAGGGCGGCGUCGCCAAGAACCUCGGCUACGGCGCCCUCAACGCCUACGAGCAACAGCUGCUCAAGGAGGCCAUCCCUGAGCUCAAGAAGAACAUCGUCACUGGAGAGAAAUUCGUCAACAAGUAGAUGGAUAAUAUUGUGGAAAUGUCAUUGUAACGCGGUUAAGUUUUUGAACUCUAGCCGCACUAACAAGACCAAUUGUUGGCAAAACUCUUUAACAUUUUACCAGGCUAAGGGAUAUAUAUUUCCCACAUACGGUAUGUGGGAAAUAAAUGUCCGGUACGGUAUGUGGGAUAUAUAUUUCCCACAAACGGUAUGUGGGAAAUAUAUAUCCCUGACACAUGGCACUUCAAACAUGUGUUCUAUUUUCGAAUUCGAUUGUCAUUUUUGAACUGUCAGCCUGGUAAAGGGUUCAAUCCAUAUAAAGGAAAUAAGGGAUUGCCGACUUUAGCCAACGAAAUGCGAUUUUGAUUAGUCUAACUCUAAAGAUUCAAAAUAUAAUGCCUUUUAAAAGGUCCCUGGGCUAGAGGAUAACACUGCUAUGAUAUGCCGUAAACGCUUGUGUGACAGCGAUAAAACAUAUUAUAGCUGUAAUAUUAUUGGAAACUGGUUAAAUUUUCUUAACCGUUUUACCAAAAUAUCGCUGAAUUUUAACUGGUUACAAUGCUAUUUGUCAUUAAUUUAAGUAGAAGGCCAGGCGCGGAAAUCGAUUUAUGUUUAAGUGUAUUGUUUAAGUAUCGAACGUUAACUGUUACAUAUUUAUUUAAAUAAUUAUUAUCAAGUUUUUUACAAAAAAACUUUUUUUAUAUCAUUUUUUAUCUGGCAUAGUUAAAAACUGAUAUUUAUACACCAUAAUACAGUAUUGAAUCAUCUUAGCAUCCGCUCUGGCCCAUUGGUAGCGUGGUAAAUAGAUAAACCCCGUAUGUACACUUAGUAUUUCAUCUGCAUUUCGAGCAAAGUUAUUUUGAUACCGUCAGACUUAAAAUAAAAGUUUAUAGUGUCUAAUAGUAUCUAAAUAUUGAACCAAGUAUUGUGGUCGAGGUAUUACGUAGCACCUAUUGCCAAAGUUACCAUGUUUGAGUGAGGACGAGUGUUUGUAAAUAUAUUGAGUGUCUGGAUGUGGUAAUAAAUGUUACUACACUUU
Cydia fagiglandana is the source of this 2161-nucleotide messenger RNA. It is a transcript of the gene Mdh2, whose product is annotated as malate dehydrogenase, mitochondrial. Gene Ontology annotation, biological process: tricarboxylic acid cycle; malate metabolic process. NCBI's taxonomy places the organism in Eukaryota, Metazoa, Arthropoda, Insecta, Lepidoptera, Tortricidae. Gene Ontology annotation, cellular component: mitochondrion; cytoplasm. The coding region runs from base 115 to 1143 and encodes 342 amino acids. The record is from RefSeq and is a predicted model, not a curated record. The transcript has 6 exons. Gene Ontology annotation, molecular function: L-malate dehydrogenase (NAD+) activity.